AUAGAAUACUCCAGUUGGCAUUUGCACAUGUUAAUAUAAUUGUGAUAAAUUAUACAAUCUUGCUAAUAGUCUGUCUUUAAUAUUUUAAACAAUGUCUGAUUAACAAACUAUUCUAAUACAUUCAUGAGAACCAGGUUGGAUUUAUUAAAAUCUAAUAUUUUGGACUUGAUCUGACCUCAGAUAUAACACAACUUUCUUCAUUGUUUUUUAGAUCAGUCAUACAAUUGUUUCAAAGGCUCUGAGUGAUAAAAGGAAAUUCCCCUUUUUCCACCGGAUGAAUCCCAAAGAAGGAAUCCAGUACCCAGCAAUUGUCCCACUGCUCCUCCAUUUCAGAUGGACCCUGAUUGGCCUCUUUGCUUCAGACACAGAAAAUGGAGAGAAUUUCAUGAGGAUUUUUUCUCCUAUGCUUGUCAGGAGUGGAAUUUGUGUGGUUAUAUCACAACUGUUCUCAACAACUGGAUAUACAGCAUCCCUCAGGGAUUCCCUCUCUAAGUGGAGACAAGUCAACGUCUUUGUUCACUUCAUACAAUUUGACUCCAUUUGGGAGAGAAUCCUUCCUUUCCAUUUAACGUUUAUGCGUCUGCCAGGACCCAUUGAAGGGAAAGUCUGGAUCCUCACAAAUUUUAUAGGGUAUAAAAUAAACAAGCAUAGAAAGCGCAGACUUCUCAAAUACAUCCAUAGUAUUUUGAACUUUAGUCAUCUGGCAAAAGAAAGGCCAAUUGAUUCUGCCUUUGAACCCCAUUUCUUUGUGGAAGAAAAGUUUCAAGAUCCUUAUUUCCGCUGUUCUCUUUCAAAGAACGUCUUUUCUCUCAAAGGCCGCAGAAGAUGCACCCAGAAAGCCCCACUGGAGACCCAGGAGAAAAGGAACAGGAUCCGGGCCCCAAAUCACUAUCUAUGUUAUAGUAUCAUUCAGACUCUGGCCCAGGCCUUGAAUGCCGCUUAUUCCUCCAGAUCGAGGAGGAGAAGGAAGGAGGGAGAAAAGAGUUUGGGGUCUCCAAGGCUGCAGCCGUGGCAGUUUCAUCCCUUUCUGGAGAAGAAUGAAUUUUGGAAUAUUUCUGAUAGCAAACUGUACUUGGACCAAAAUGGAGAGAUAACAGCAGAUCUGGGCAUCAGAAUCUUCUUGGUUCUCCCCAAGGGGGAUGUCAAGGAAGAGUUUCUGGUGUAUUCUCAAAGACAGAGACUUUUUAUCAAAAAAGGUGCUCUUUCACGGCUAAAGUUGCUCAAUAAGUCCCUGCCUCAGUCCAAAUGUGUGGAAAGUUGCCAUCCUGGAUUUGUCAAGAGGGCUCGAGAAGGAGAGCCAGUUUGCUGCUAUGACUGCGUUCCUUGUCCGGAGGGGACCUUCUCCACUCAGGAAGAUACCGAAAAAUGCACCAAGUGCCCAGAUGAUAAAUAUCCAAAUGAGGACAGAGUCCAAUGUAUCCCCAAAAUUAUAAUCUUUCUGUCUUAUGAAGAACUUCUGGGCAUCAUCCUGGUCUCUUUUGCCCUACUCUUGUUCUUAAUCACAGGCCUUGUUUUAAUCAUCUUCAUUAAAUACCGAGAAACUCCCAUUGUCAAAGCCAACAACAGGGACCUCUCCUACAUCCUCCUGGUCUCCCUCCUGCUUUGCUUCUUGUCUCCUUCUCUCUUCAUUGGUCAACCAAGGAAAGCCACCUGCCUUCUCCGACAAACAGUUUUCAGCAUCAUCUUUUCAGUUGCCGUUUCUUCUCUCUUGGCCAAAACCAUCAUGGUGGUACUGGCCUUCCUGGCCACAAAACCAGGAAACCGAGUGAAGAGAUGGUUGGGGAAGAGCUUGGCCAACUCCAUCAUCCUUUCUUCUUUUGCUGUCCAAAUUAUCAUCUGCUCCACCUGGCUGGGAGUUUCUCCCCCCUUCCCUGACUCUGACCUCCACUCCCAGCCUGCAGAGAUCAUCCUGCAAUGCAACGAAGGGGCCGUUGUCAUGUUCUACGUCACCCUCAGCUACAUGGGCUUCCUGGCUGCCAUCUGCUUCACGGUGGCUUUCCUGGCCAGGAACCUGCCUGGGGCCUUCAACGAAGCCAAGCUGAUCACCUUCAGCAUGCUGGUCUUCUGCAGUGUCUGGGUGACUUUUGUGCCCACCUACCUGAGCACCAAAGGGAAAUACAUGGUGGCUGUGCAGGUCUUCUCCAUCCUGGCCUCCAGUGCUGGUCUGCUGGGCUGCAUCUUCAUCCCCAAGUGCUACAUUAUCCUUCUGAGGCCAGACCUCAACACAAAGGAUCAGCUCACAGGCAGAACAAAUGUAAAAAUAUGAGAUAUAACACCAUUAUGAUAGUGGAAUAAUUAUUAAAGUUUCUUUUAUUUGAAAGGAGAUAUGAAUUCUUUCCAUUUUGAUAGUAUGCAGGAAAAGAAAAUCAUUUCUAUAUGUUUCAAAUGAAUGACUGGAAUUCUUCUAGCUCUCUUCCCUUUCAGCAAAAUAAAGAGAACUCUGUAAGAGUCAUUCAGAGAAAUUUUCUGUUCAGCAACAACUAUUGAAUGUGACACCUUAUAAAAAAUAAUUUGGGCACUUGUUCCUACAGCUAAAAGUGUGCGUGAGAGAGAGUGAGCAGGAAAAGAGGUAAGGAGGAAGCUGCGGGAACAGCCUGAUUGCCUGAUCCUCUCCGUGAAAAUGCCGGAAUGAUGUGAAAUGCCAUGUUUGACUGGCUCUCAGCUGGGGAGGGAAAUCUUCAUCCCUCUUAUAUAAUUCUUUGUUGAUUUCCUCAUAAAAACCUCCUUUGCAGAAAGUGUUCAGCAGAAGAGCUUCUGGGAUUUCAGUUUGGGAUUGGUUUGGGGGUUUUUUUUGUAUGUGCUUCACACCAAAAUAAUAAAUAAAUAUUAAAGUGUUUUAA
This is a messenger RNA of Pantherophis guttatus, 2840 nucleotides long. The record is from RefSeq and is a predicted model, not a curated record. NCBI's taxonomy places the organism in Eukaryota, Metazoa, Chordata, Lepidosauria, Squamata, Colubridae.